Culex pipiens pallens (northern house mosquito) is the source of this 4247-nucleotide messenger RNA. RefSeq lists its product as uncharacterized. Lineage: Eukaryota; Metazoa; Arthropoda; Insecta; Diptera; Culicidae. The record is from RefSeq and is a predicted model, not a curated record. The transcript is spliced from 2 exons. The coding region runs from base 1 to 2115 and encodes 704 amino acids.
AUGCUACUAGUGGCUCCGGUGGUGGCGGUGCCACCUCAUCAUCUUCAUCAACCGCCAAAACAUUCGUUAGGAGGAGUGUCGUCAUCGUCGUCGUCGCACGGAGGGUGCAACUGCGGCAAGACACAACGAAGUCAACGGUCACACCACACUCACAGCACCAUCAGCAGUACGAUCCGGAAGGAGCUAGCAUCGUACGAGAAUCCACACCAACAGCCUCCGCCACCGGUAACGGUGCGACCGGCCAAACGUAACGCCAGCACGGAAAGUCUCGACCUGCUCAACCGGAGCCCUCCGGAGUGCAGCUGUGCCGUGUAUAGUCCCAACUCGAUCGACGGAAGCAAGUGCCGGAAGUGCAGCCAGAGUCGACAGGCUCUGACCACAUCCGGCCAGCGUGCACAGAAAAAGUACAACUCAUCAAAGUACAAGGACGCUUCCACCUCUCCCAAAUCAAACAGUCCGCUGAGAGUAGUAUCAACAGAACCGAAGAGUCCCCGUAGCCCGAAAAGUCCUCGCGCGGAAGCAUCCACGGAUACAAAGUUUGACUUUCCGUGCUCACCUCGAACCGAGAGCCACUACAAACGGCUGUCCACGUUGAGCAUCAACGCUGGGCAAAAGAACGUGGGCACAAGCCCGAGGAAGCAACCGGUAAGUCCCAACAAGCUUACUCCGGUGAAGAGCGAUCGCGUUCUGGAAAAGUCAAACUCGCUGGGCGAAAGCAAACCCCAGAAGCAACUCCGCACAACGCGAAGUCUUUCGCCGAGACCACCAGUCAAACACCAACACUCGAUCAUGGUAUCCGAUGAGAACGAUAUCGUAUCAGUGAAGCUGUCUCCAAACGAAGAAUUUGACGAGACAAAAGAAAAAGCCAAGGAUGAGGAAGGAAAGACGGCCGUGAAGAAGAAAGCACAGAGCGAAGCCAAUUCGCCAAACCUAUCUGACUGUGGCAGUUUGAAGUUGGAUGACACCGGUUUGAAGAAUACCAAUAACCGAAGCACCAGCUGCUUGGUGUACGUUCCUUCAGAUCCAUGGACGCGUAUGUCGGCCAUAAACUCUCCCAUUCCCACCAAAAAGCAACAGGACCACCACCACAAGGCCAAAAAGCUGGCUAGCAAAUCUUUUAGCAAACCAAAUCUUGAAUACUUUGAAGAUUCGGACCCCUGGGUUUAUCGGUCCAACAUUGUUCUGAGCGAGCAGGCCGUCAAAAAGAAGGGCUCACUGCCACACCAGACCAAAUCUCUCAGCAGUGCCCUCAGUCGAGACGGUGGAUUCGACAACGCACGAGCCCAGCGCUUGUGCCAUCAACGAUCACUGACCAAGUUUGACAAGAACCUGACCAUUCCGGGCAUUGAUCUUCACUUUGACGCCCGCAAGAAAAUCACCCGACCCAAGCUGCAGCGCUCCAAGUCACCCGCGUUCUACGAAGAACUCUUCCAACCGGAGAAAGGAACCACUCCCAGCAAGUCCCUGAACAAAAACAAAUCGGUGUCCUCUCUCAAGAUCGAGAAGAACGCCAGCAACUCGAACCUCAACAACGGUGCCAAAUGUACCUGCCACGAGGGCAACUCGCUCGGUCGACCCAGCAACCACAAUACCAAGUGCUGCGACAACGUUUACAAGUCCUCUACGAGCAUCACUUCGCCCACCAUAAAGAAGCAACAAUCGUCGCCAAAGCUGUGCAUUCCGCAGUCCCCUCCAACCAACGCCAACCAGCCGGAACUGGUCAAAGCCUCGCUCACCGUACUAAACCCGAACCUGUUGCAACCCCGCCACAGUUUUUCCACAACGCCCACCCAGAAAGACGACGAGCUGCAACUCAACAUCCGGCGGUUGAGCGAGCAGAUGAACAAGUACCAUCACCACACUGGUGGCGGCGGCAGCGCUGGUACUGGCUACUUUUCCCAGAAGAAGCAGGCACCGAGUUUCAUGAACGAUACCAUUCCGGCACCUCCGCUGACCAAGAGCAAAAAGUCCAGCAGUGGAGGCGCGGCCGGUGGAAGUGGAGGACUGCUGGUUAGUAGCGGAAGUAGCAACGCGUUGCUGAUUGAACCGGGCCAGAAGCAACGCGCCUCGUCGCACUCGAAGAUAAACGAUCCGCUGAUGGAAACGCGAUGCUAAGGUUUUGAACGGGAAGGGGUUCGAGGAAAGAUUGCGAUUUGGGAACAGAUUUAUUUUGAUCUUGAUAAAUUGUAGAAUUCCUACACCCAAACGAAAGAUUACUGUGACUAUCAUCGCUGAACUGAUUGACAGCUUAUCUGCCAUAUUUUGCACCAGCUGUCUAAUCUGCCCAUAAUUGAAAAAUUCGGAUAUUAUGCCAAAUCAAGUAUUCCGAGAAAAACGCGUUGAAGUGUUUGUCACAAAAUCUCCGUCAAGGCAAUUUCCCAUAAGAGUGGCAUAUUAGCCGUUUGGUUUUUCGCAUCGGCAGCCGAGUCUAAACACUAUUUCAGUGAAAUUCAAGUUCCAGGAGAUGUGUUGGAACAUCCUCUACCGCCUGGUGCUGAUGUCUCGUUUUUGCCAAAAGUGGAUAUUAGCCGUUUUUUCAAUGGUGGACAGUAAAUACGAGGAUAACUGAAUUGUUUCUGUUUGGCAAGAAACAUUCGUUUCAGAUUGAACGGAAAACGUCCUUUCGAAAGGAUUAGAAACUUGCCUUCAAUGACAAAACAUUUCAACCUUGUGAGCACUCACUACAUCUCACUUAAUUUAUCACUUUUGUUCGUAAACUUUAGUUUCAUUUUCUCUAGCGCGAUCUACGUUUGACACAUAAAAACAAAAUGGCCGACAAAAAGUUUUAAAGAACAUCGUGCCUCAUCGACCAAUCAAACUGAUCGUAAACUGCAUGUUUUCAAAUCGCACUCUUUGAAAGAAGCAGCGAAGUCAACGUAAUUUUCCUUUCGAACUUAUGUAAUUUGACUGUUGAAGCAACAUUCUAGAAAAUGGAACACUUUAUAGCAUAGCCACAGCACCGAAACUCAAGUUGGUUAAAAAAAGUAAUAGCUAGUCGAAAUUGUAAUCGAAAAAUUAACUAAAUAACUACCAACACAUUUAGCUAAAGUGAUAAUUGAGUUUCUUCUGAUUUCACAUUGCUUAACUCGUGUAAAUGUAAAACUAGCUAACAUUUGUCUAUACGAUGUUGGUGUUUAGACUAGGCUAGGGGAAAAAUAUACAUAAAACAAAAUUAUCAAAAAAUAUAACUUAAAAUUCGUACACGUAUUGCAAAAAGUUUUCAGCGCACGCCACGUAUAAUAAGCAUAUUUGCAUUUGGAAUCUGUUUUAAUCAUGGAAUGAGGACGCGUCUGAUUAUAAAUAGUGCAAUUCUAAAUAUAACUAAUAAGAUCGGCGGAGAUAAGACGAAUGGACUGUUUGAUUAUUAUCAUUGUUUGCCAAAAUCAGAUUGUAACACACACUUACACACUACAUCCUAGAAUGUAAGUUAUUUUUGUAGUUUAGUCCAGUUUGAAAUUACAUGACACAUUCAAUAAACUGCAGAUAAGACAAUUUACAGGCGUUUUCCGUUCAGAAGCAUUUCAAGUUUAAACUUUUAGAAAAAACAAACAUCAUCAAUCAUCAAGAUUAAUUUUUGGAAUAAAAUAACCCACACGUAAACUGCCAAUGGUUAAACAUAAAAAAGAAAUAAAACAAAAAAACUUAUUUUUAAUCAAUCUAAUUGUAAAAAUAACGUUAAACAUACUUCUUGUAAAUAAAAGAAAAAUAAGACAUGAACAUCCUACUGUAACAUAAAACAAAGAGUAAAAACUUUUCACUUGAAAAAGGAAGAAUACAUUGAAGAAGAAGAUUGCCAUUUCUAGAAUGAGCCAAACCCCUGCUGCAUCAGUGGGCGAGAUGGGAUCCUUGUUUCAAAUAAGAAAUCUCUCGAAUGUUCAUAGGUAAGCGAAAUAGCAUAGGCCAAUGAAGUUGAAAUUUGUUCUGAACGAAAUUCAUAAAAGCAGAAAAUCAUGCAAAGAUCGAGAGGAACAUUAGUUAAAUGCAAAAACGAAUCCAGAAAAUUUAACAGGCUGGUCGAAAUUGAGUUAAAAGGAAUUUUAAAAUGAACUUUAAUUCAUUUCUGUACUUUAAUCAUGGAGAUAAUUAAACACUUGCAUAUAAAUGACUACCAAAUGUGAAUUGAAUUAUACACACAUUAAGACGAACAAACAAGUUGGAAAACGUACAUUACUUGCAAACACUCAAUAUUGUACUUUCACGAAAGAGAAAAAUAUGUGAAAUAAAUCUUUUUUCUUAUACAAAUAUAA